AUGGUUGUGACCACCUCGGACGUCGCGGUGCUGGAGGACGGCGGUCGUGAAGCGAGCCCCGUUCUGGUGGAGGGUUUGAGGAAGCUGGUGGAAGCCGACGCCGACCUCGUCUGCCCCGUGACGGAGGAGUUCCUCCUCAGGUUCCUCUGGGCCGCGGACCUGGACGUCAAGAAGUCGUACCACCUGCUCCAAGAGUACUUCGCCGCUCGGCGCGACUUCCCGGACGUGUUCCUGCUCAACAACCCCCACGACUACCUGCCCAUCUUCAAGAGCAACGAGCUGGGCUUCGAGCUCAACGAGCGGGACCCGCUCGGCCGCAGGAUCUUUGUCGCGAGGAUAGGUAAGUAG
This is a messenger RNA of Frankliniella occidentalis (western flower thrips), 348 nucleotides long. RefSeq lists its product as uncharacterized. The coding region runs from base 1 to 348 and encodes 115 amino acids. Gene Ontology annotation, cellular component: membrane. NCBI's taxonomy places the organism in Eukaryota, Metazoa, Arthropoda, Insecta, Thysanoptera, Thripidae. The transcript has 3 exons. Gene Ontology annotation, molecular function: phosphatidylinositol bisphosphate binding. The record is from RefSeq and is a predicted model, not a curated record.